Microdochium trichocladiopsis is the source of this 642-nucleotide messenger RNA. RefSeq lists its product as uncharacterized. The transcript has a single exon. The record is from RefSeq and is a predicted model, not a curated record. Lineage: Eukaryota; Fungi; Ascomycota; Sordariomycetes; Xylariales; Microdochiaceae. The coding region runs from base 49 to 528 and encodes 159 amino acids.
GGCUGUGCAGCUCUCCUCAUUUUGCGCGGGCCCCACAACCUGCCAUAUAUGUCGCCUGAAUUAAUACUCGGCCGACCGCCAUGGAUUUCUUUCUCUCCCACCAGGUUAACCCAAGCUCACUCACGGCUUAAAGGACUUGGAUCAGCUAUAAACAAUCACAAGCCAGAACCCGCACGCUAUUACCUCAUCCCCCGAGCCUCUCUCGGACAGCACGUCGGCAGCAGUGACCCCCAAGCCAACACUGUCAGCGGUUCCUGGCCCAUCAAUAACAGCCAUAACAUAAGACAACUAUUGCACAGCCCUGCCCUCCUCCCAGCUCAUGCCCGCAACAAAAUUCCCCGGAUCAUCCCAGUUCCUCGUCUCAGCAGCACACCCCCUUCCCAAGGAUACAAGCCCGGCCCCUUUUUGUACACCAGGUGCUCUCACCUGGCUCGCUGCGACAACUGGCGACGACAGCGUUCCGUCUUUGGUGGGAACCUUGCUCCUGGGCGUCUGCUUUGGGACAGCGUCUCGUACGCUCUGGCCUAAUGAAGCAUUAAUCACAAGGGACUCUCGUCCCAAAGUGAGCAUCAGGGCAGAGCCAAGACAGGAGUACGCCCCCUCUCCCCAGCCCGGCUUGUGACUCUGUUCUGAAUCCGUGGG